UCAUGUGUUGAACAACUCCACAUUUGUGAACUUUCCUCCUCUUCUUCCUCCCAACUCUAAAUAACAACUAUAUAUACACACCAAAACAUAGGCACAAAACAUCAACCGUAUUUACAUAUUUAAUUAAUUUGAAAAGUUUGAUAUCGAUCUACAUCUUGAAGAUGAAUAGCUACAACCAAAAGCAGGCUGAAUCAGGAUCAUCACAGACACAGCAGCAGGCAAGUGCUUUUGUGGCACCACCACCACCAGCUGGUUAUCCAACUAGAGAUGUACAAUCCCAUUCAUCUGUUCCACUUACUACUCAAUCCAGAGGCGAUGGAUUUUGGAAAGGAUGCUGUGCCGCCUUGUGUUGCUGUUGUGUCUUGGAUGCUUGUUUCUAACAAGUGACGCCAAUUUCCCUACGAGUGUAUUUGCUUUUUAUACCUUGUAAUAAUGUUAUGUUUAUUUUUAAUUUCUUGAUGUAAAAUUUAUUUGGGAUUUCAUUAUACAUUCCUUUUGAUGUCAUUAGUUAAACAUAUGUAGUAUGUGUUUUGAAAUAUUGUUUAAUUAAUUAUUGUUCUUGGUUGUUUAGUGAUUAA
Molecule: messenger RNA, 578 nt
Organism: Solanum pennellii
Lineage: Eukaryota; Viridiplantae; Streptophyta; Magnoliopsida; Solanales; Solanaceae
Product: cysteine-rich and transmembrane domain-containing protein WIH1-like
Exons: 2
Coding region: 162-380 (72 amino acids)
Cellular component (GO): plasma membrane
Source: RefSeq, a predicted model, not a curated record